Haemonchus placei is the source of this 204-nucleotide messenger RNA. The record is from the annotation of a GenBank genome assembly. NCBI's taxonomy places the organism in Eukaryota, Metazoa, Nematoda, Chromadorea, Rhabditida, Trichostrongylidae.
AUGAUGCAAGCUGCCCGGCUGCAGCUAGCCGCUUCCCUUCAUGGCCACACAUCCCGUACGUCGGAGCUACUCAUGUCCACCCUUGGCAGUGCGUUGGUAGAAGCCUGCAUUGAUUUCCAAACAGCGGUAGACGAACGAGGGCAGGACGAGGAAGAACACAAUGUGAACAGGGAGGAAGAACUGAGCAAAUGGCGGCAUGGUUGA